AUGGAAGAACCAGCAGUCCAGUCCUUCGAUCCAUCACUGUCCAUAUCUAAAGCAGAGAUCCCUCCCACGUCCAUUGUAUCCGCUUCUCCACUUCCAGUCAUUGAAAAGGAAACGAAACCAGAGAUCCCAGUUAACGUUGCGCGUAUGGACCAAGAGAGUAUCGCGUCUGAUCAUGUUGUGGAACCGAGCGUAGAACCAGCAGCUGACCGAUUAUCAGAAGUGGAUCGGGAAAGCUUGGCUGCACACGACGAUCCCACGUCCCCCGUUCACACUUCCGACAGUAGCCAGAUCACUUAUCAGGAAGAACAAGACGAUGAGGAGAAUGACAAAAUGACUCAGCAGCAAAGUGAUGAUAAGACGGCCGCCAGCUCUAUCCAAUCGAGCCCACUGUUGGAAUUCGAUCGACGACGUAGCACAACGAGCGAUGAUCAAUUCCAACCGUUGAAAACUCGACUGCGACCAGCAACUCAGACCGAGCCGAUUUCUGAUACCCCGCUCAACCGGCAUGUUACCCUUAAACCUUCUGUGUCCGUUCGCCUUCAGACCCGCAUUAAAAAGUCUGGGCGUCGAUUAACAAAGCUUUUCAAAAAGUGA
Radiomyces spectabilis is the source of this 594-nucleotide messenger RNA. RefSeq lists its product as uncharacterized. The record is from RefSeq and is a predicted model, not a curated record. The coding region runs from base 1 to 594 and encodes 197 amino acids. NCBI's taxonomy places the organism in Eukaryota, Fungi, Mucoromycota, Mucoromycetes, Mucorales, Radiomycetaceae. The transcript has a single exon.